GCAGGGAUUCGAUAAACAAGUGGAUGUGUCAUAUAUUGCCAAACAUUACAACAUGAGCAAAAGCAAAGUUGACAACCAAUUCUAUAGUGUGGAAGUGGGAGACUCAACCUUCACAGUUCUCAAACGCUACCAGAAUUUGAAGCCUAUUGGCUCUGGGGCUCAGGGAAUAGUUUGUGCUGCGUAUGAUGCUGUUCUUGACAGAAAUGUGGCCAUUAAGAAGCUCAGCAGACCCUUUCAGAACCAAACGCAUGCCAAGAGAGCUUACCGGGAGCUGGUCCUCAUGAAGUGUGUGAACCAUAAAAACAUUAUUAGUUUAUUAAAUGUCUUCACACCCCAGAAAACAUUGGAGGAAUUCCAAGAUGUUUACUUAGUAAUGGAACUGAUGGAUGCCAACUUGUGUCAGGUGAUUCAGAUGGAAUUAGACCAUGAACGAAUGUCUUACCUGCUAUACCAAAUGUUGUGUGGCAUCAAGCACCUUCACUCUGCUGGAAUUAUUCACAGGGAUUUAAAACCAAGUAACAUUGUAGUCAAGUCUGAUUGUACGUUGAAAAUCCUCGACUUUGGACUAGCCAGGACGGCAGGCACAAGCUUCAUGAUGACUCCUUAUGUGGUUACACGUUAUUAUAGAGCCCCUGAGGUUAUUCUGGGAAUGGGCUACAAGGAGAAUGUUGACAUGUGGUCAGUAGGGUGCAUCAUGGGAGAAAUGAUAAAAGGUGCAGUGCUGUUUCCUGGCACUGAUCAUAUUGACCAGUGGAACAAAGUAAUUGAGCAACUAGGAACACCAUGUCCGGAAUUCAUGAAGAAAUUGCAACCUACAGUAAGAAACUAUGUGGAGAAUCGGCCCAAGUAUGCAGGACUCACCUUCCCCAAGCUCUUUCCAGAUUCCCUCUUCCCAGCGGACUCUGAGCACAAUAAACUCAAAGCCAGCCAAGCCAGGGACUUACUGUCAAAGAUGCUAGUGAUUGACCCAGCAAAAAGGAUAUCCGUGGAUGACGCCUUACAGCAUCCUUACAUCAAUGUGUGGUAUGACCCUGCUGAAGUGGAGGCGCCUCCACCUCAGAUUUACGACAAACAGUUGGACGAAAGAGAACACACCAUUGAAGAAUGGAAAGAACUUAUCUACAAAGAAGUAAUGAAUUCUGAAGAAAAGACUAAAAAUGGUGUUGUAAAAGGACAACCUUCUCCUUCAGGUGCAGCAGUGAACAGCAGUGAGAGUCUCCCUCCAUCUUCGUCUGUCAAUGACAUCUCCUCCAUGUCCACCGACCAGACCCUGGCAUCUGACACUGACAGCAGCCUGGAAGCCUCAGCAGGACCCCUGGGUUGUUGCAGGUGACUAGCCGCCUGCCUGCGAAACCCAGCGUUCUUCAGGAGAUGAUGUGAUGGAACACACACACACACACACACACACACACACACACACACACACACGUAGACAGACACGCACGCACACACACAUACGCAGACACGCAACUCUAAGAAAAUGACAAGGGAGAGAAUCCGAGCCUAAAAUUGAAACCAAUCUUUCAGCCUGCUUCUUCUCCAGAGUUCUGUAUUGCAGCUAAGCUAAAUGUAUAUUUAACUUCUAGUUGCUCUUGCUUUGGUCUUCCUCCAACGAUGCUUACUACAGAAAGCAACUCAAACACAAUUAGAAAAGCCUUUUCCAUAAAGUGUAAUUUUAAUGGCUGCAAAACCAGCAACCUGUAACUGCCCUUUCAAAUGGCAUGACAAGGUGUGCAGUGGCCCCAUCCAGCAUGUGUGUCUCUAUCUUGCAUCUACCUGCUCCUUUUGGCCUAGUCAGAUGGAUGUAGAUACAGAUCCGCAUGUGUCUGUAUUCAUACAGCACUACUUACUUAGAGACGCUACUGUCAGUGUCCUCAGGGCUCUACCAAGACAUCAUGCACUGGGGUACCACAUGGUCCAUUUCAUGUGAUCUAUUACUCUGACAUAAACCCAUCUGUAAUAUAUUGCCAGUAUAUAAGCUAUUUAGUUUGUUAAUUGAUUAAGCUGUAUGUCUUAUAAGAAAACAUGUAAAGGGGGAAAAUAUGGGGGGAGUGAGCUCUCUCGGACCCUUGAAGAUGUAGCUUCCAAAUUUGAACUGAUUAAAUGGCACCUGUAUACC
This is a messenger RNA of Callorhinus ursinus (northern fur seal), 2119 nucleotides long. It is a transcript of the gene MAPK10, whose product is annotated as mitogen-activated protein kinase 10. Lineage: Eukaryota; Metazoa; Chordata; Mammalia; Carnivora; Otariidae. Gene Ontology annotation, molecular function: MAP kinase activity; ATP binding. Gene Ontology annotation, biological process: protein phosphorylation. The record is from RefSeq and is a predicted model, not a curated record.